AUGCCCUAUGCACUUAAUACAAUGGACAUUUAAGUUAAAAUGGUACUAAAAUAGAGAAAAUAAGAGUUAAAAUUUAGAAAAAAAAAUCUAAAAUAUAGAAUAUAGAAUAUAUUAAAAUAAUUAAAUUUACAAGAGGAAAUAAAUAUAAAUUAAUAUUUGGAGAAGUAACAAUUGUAAUUAUAAGAAUUGUAAGUAAAUCAAGCUAAAAUUAUAGGAGAUCGAAUAAUGGUUUAAAGAGUGGCUGAAUUGAAAGAAAUAUAAUAAAAAGUUUAAUUUGUUGGAGAAAGGAUAAAGAAACUUAAUAAUAUAAUUGAAUUGUAAAUAAGUUUGAAUGAAAAACAAGAUCAGAUUUUUCAAUUUUAUAAAUAAAUGUUGGAGUGA
This is a messenger RNA of Paramecium sonneborni, 381 nucleotides long. The record is from the annotation of a GenBank genome assembly. NCBI's taxonomy places the organism in Eukaryota, Ciliophora, Oligohymenophorea, Peniculida, Parameciidae.